Molecule: messenger RNA, 276 nt
Organism: Cylicostephanus goldi
Lineage: Eukaryota; Metazoa; Nematoda; Chromadorea; Rhabditida; Strongylidae
Source: the annotation of a GenBank genome assembly
GCUGAUAAUCAAGUUGCUGGUUUUGCACAAAGCUAUGUUGGCCAUGGUGACCAGGGUGUGCAGGUGACCAUUGAUGUCCUCACAGUCAAGGGAGCUGGCCAUAUGGUCCCAAAUGACAGACCGGGUCCGUCCGUCCAGAUGAUCACCAAUUUCAUGUUCCCUGAUGCAAAUGGUGCAGUGAAUUAUACCAGCUCGGCAUACACUAAUCCUCAACCAGACGUAAGUCUUUUUUCCCCACAGGUACAAAAACCCACAGAAACGGACUACUGGACCUAG